GGGCGUGGCUAUGACGAGGGGGACGGAGUUGAACCCGGAAGUGUGUUGGUGCGGAGUGUUUAGUUGUGAAGGAAACUGCAGACAACAAACAGACAUGUGGUUAUAAUGAAGUUAUUAAGUUCUAAGAUGGCAGGAACGACAGUGAAGUGGUUUUGGCUGUGGAACGCUGCGGCCUGCUGCUGUCUGGCUGACGACGUCAGCUACGUCAGCGGUUUCUACUCCAACACGCCUCAGAGACUGUCGAAGUACAGCUGGUUCGGGAACGCACGCCUGUUCCGGUUCCGGGUUCCGGAGGAGGCGGAGCUCGUGCGCUGGUCCCUGACGGUCCUGCGUGGCUCUGGGUUCAGCUGCGGAGACCAGAACGUCACAGUACACUUUAGAGCCGGAGCGCCGCCCGUCAUCAACCCCAUUAACACGGCGUUCCCGAACUCCACGGCGUUCUCCCAGGCCUUUAACCUGACCCUCAGCGUGAGGAACGGCCAGGCCUUCAGCGUCACGCUCUUCAACCUCACGCAGCCUGAAGCCGGAGACUGGUUCAUCGCCGCUCAUCUACCCAAAGACGAUGGCAGGAUAGAACAACAGGGCCUGCCAUCAUGUUCAUAUUUGCUGCAGCCGCAGAUGUACGUGAGGAGAGCCGUGGACACGCCGAUCCUGCAAACCGACAUUCCACUUACUCGAACACUCACUCAGCAGCAUGCUCCGUUCAGGGUUUUCGUUCCUGAGUUCUCCUCUAAGCUGGACAUCUUCAUCCACUCGUGCUCUGUCCAGAGCAUUCCUGUGACUGACUGCUCGCUGUCCAUCACUUUAGGCUCCGCCUCUUUGGGUCAGAGCUCAGUGAGUACAGUGAACUGCUCGGGGAAUGAGACAUGCUCUGCUUCUCUGUCCAGUCCACCCUGGAACACCUGGGUGAGGGUUUCAGUGGGAACCAGCCAAGUCAACACCACCAUGACCUUCACCAUCUCAGCAAACUACACAGCAGGAUGUUUGCCCUCGAGUGUUCCCUUAGAUGUGAACAUCUCGUUCCCCCUGAGCACCUCAUCUCUCCUCUCGUCUCUCCUCUCGUCUCUCCUCUCAUCCUCCCAGAACUCCUCAGGUGGUGUCUCCCAGAACUCCUCAGGUGGUGUCUCCCAGAACUCCUCAGGUGGUGUCUCCCAGAACUCCUCAGGUGGUGUCUCCCAGAACUCCUCAGGUGGUGUGUCCGUGUACUCUGAGGGAUGUGUACAGACCCCUCUGGUGUUACGUGAGGUGCAGGACGUCUUCUCAGUUCAUUUUACUGUCGUUAACGGCAACGUGACCACUCUGUCCCACAUCCCCACCUUCCUGACGCUGGAGCUGGAGUCUGCUGAUACCGGAGGGGUGCUACUGCUUCAGCUCGACCUCAACACGUCCUCUGUGAUUGGUCCAUUUGACAGUGUGAGGGCAUGUCUAACACCUUCUGCUCCAGUUCUUCAACUCAACACAAGCCAGUCAUGUGAUGCAGCUUUCAUGACAGGAUAUCCACUCCGAGUGAACAGUAGUGAGACGAAGGCGGUGUUAAGGGUUCCUUUUCCCAGAGCAGUGACAUGGUACCUCAGUCUCCAAACCAUCUGUAAUAACAGCAUGGUGUGCAGGAACGUCUCGGCCGUGGUGGGCGUGUCUGUGAGCGUGAGUGCGUGUGUAGACGACUGCGGUCCAUACGGAGAAUGCAGGCUGCUGCGCACACAGAGCUACCUGUACGCUGCCUGUGUGUGGUUGGGGUGGAGCUGCUCAGAUGGAUCGAGUGCUCUGUCGUUCUCCCGUCAGUUAGCAGCGGUGCUCCUGCUCACGCUCAGUAACCUGCUCUUCAUCCCUCCCAUCGCUGUAGCGCUUUACCGAGGCUACCACGCUGAGGCCAUCGUCUACCUCUUCACCAUGUUCUUCUCCACCUUUUAUCAUGCGUGUGAUCAGCCCGGUGUGACGGUUCUGUGUAUAAUGGACUACGACACGCUGCAGUUCUGUGAUUUUCUGGGUUCGGUGGUUGCCGUGUGGGUGACGAUCGUCUGCAUGGCUCGACUCAGACAAAUCCUCAAAUACGUCUUCUUCUUGGGUGGGACGCUGGUGAUCGCCAUGACGAUGCAGCUAGACCGCAGAGGUCUGUGGAACCUCCUAGGUCCUGUGCUGUUUGCGUUAGCUAUCAUGCUAACCGCUUGGAUAUACCGCGGUGUGAAACGCCACCACUGUUAUCCUCCCACAUGGAGGCGCUGGGUUUUCUUCCUGAUCCCUGGCAUCGUGUCGGCGCUCAUCGGCCUGUGUGUGUACGCCUUCGCUCAGACCGACGCCAACUACUACUACACACACUCCAUCUGGCACAUCAUGGUGGCCACCAGCGUGGUGUUCCUCCUCCCACCACGCGAGAAGAACACGCCCCCCUGGGGCUGGGCACGCAAACUCUGUGGAUAUAAACUCUGUCUUAACCCGAAGGAGGAGCUUCACAUCGUGUCCUGAACACACACAGGACAAACAUCUCGCAGCUUCCGCCCCUCCUUUAUAUUAUAAUGCAGGCAAUAUAUGUGUGUGUGUGUGUGUGUGUGUGUGUGUGUGUGUGUGUGUGUGUGUGUGUGUGAGAGAGAGACAGUUAUCUUUAUUAUUUGGGGGUUUUGGUUAUUAUUAUAUAUGUGAUUAUGAAGCAAAUGUGAAGGUCUCUGGUAAACUUUGGAUCUUAAACCUAUCCAGCACUUCUUUGCAAUUUUACUGCACGUGUGUGUGUGUGUGUGUGUGUGUGUGUGAGAGAACUUGUAUUGACAGUGGAGGAGUAUUGAGAUGUGUGUGUGUGUGUGUGUGUGUGUGUGUGUGUGUGUGUGUGUGUGUGGAUGUGUGAGGACUUGUAUUGACAGUGGAGGAGUAUUGAGAUGUGUGUGUGUGUGUGUGUGUGUGUGUGUGAGCACUUGUGUUGACAGUGGAGGAGUAUUGAGAUGUGUGUGUGUGUGUGUGGUGUGUGUGUGAGCACUUGUGUUGACAGUGGAGGAGUAUUGAGGUGUGUGUGUGUGUGUGUGUGUGUGUGUGUGUGUGUGUGUGUGUGUGUGUGUGUGUGUGUGAGAGAGAGCACUUGUAUUGACAGUGGAGGAGUAUUCAGAUGUGUGUGUGUGUGUGUGUGUGUGUG
This is a messenger RNA of Silurus meridionalis, 3118 nucleotides long. RefSeq names its product post-glycosylphosphatidylinositol attachment to proteins 6 (gene pgap6). Lineage: Eukaryota; Metazoa; Chordata; Actinopteri; Siluriformes; Siluridae. The transcript has 13 exons. The record is from RefSeq and is a predicted model, not a curated record. The coding region runs from base 106 to 2463 and encodes 785 amino acids. Gene Ontology annotation, cellular component: plasma membrane.